UUCUCGCAUCUGUUUUAUGUCGUCGCGUCACUUUGCUAAUGCAUGGCUUUGUCUUGCCGCCACUAGGAUUGUAAUGGUGUUCGCUACCGCAACCAUUACACCAAUAUUAAAUGAACGGGCGAACGGUCAGGCAGGUAAUCAGGAACGAGUUUUGGCACUCAGCAGUACGAACUUUUGCAGACGAGCCGGCUUACCGUCAAUCCAAAUCAACGAGCGCGACGGCGGGGAUCGACGUUCGAGGGUCGUACCAUGUGAUACGGUGAAGGUGAAGGGAUUUGAUUGGUCUAGCACCUCGAGAUUUCCGCAAGAUAUCAAUAACCGGCGAAAUUCAGUGAGCCGGCUAUUACUGUGGUAUAAAAUGAGUGGCACUGAUGAGGUGGGAGAUGACGCUACCGACGAUUAUUGGAAAUACGAUUCCCUUAGCGAUAUUUCUAGCGAUGAAUGGUCGCACAAUGCAAUCGUUUUGCCUCCAGAUUCUGACGGUUCUGAGCUGUUUAGCACAGACGUCGUAGGCAGCAACGUACACAGCAAGGGCGGAGACGCGAGGCCCAGUCUGCAAAGAGGAAACCGACAAGUCCCGGAUGAUGUGCUGUCUGAUGAUGAUUUUGAUAACGAUGACAUAGAGUUUGCGCCUACUCCUGAAGAAGAAGCAAAGUAUGCCCACAUUCCGAAUGGUCCAAUGAUAACAGACAAAAGUCAAUUCGAGAAGCGAAAAGUUUCUGACUAGAAAGAAAGAAAUGAACACAGGUAUGAUGAAGUUAAUUAUGUGUAUGCAAACUAAUUAUAUAUAGCCAUGCACAUUGUCAGAGAGUUUCAUGGGUAGUACACUGUACAAUGCUACAUGCUCGUUUUGAAAUCCCACUCUUAGAAGUGCCAGUGAAAUAGGGCAACGUCGUAACUUUAACUAA
Molecule: messenger RNA, 908 nt
Organism: Corticium candelabrum
Lineage: Eukaryota; Metazoa; Porifera; Homoscleromorpha; Homosclerophorida; Plakinidae
Exons: 3
Coding region: 17-727 (236 amino acids)
Source: RefSeq, a predicted model, not a curated record